AGCUUACUGCACAGCUACUGUAGCAUACCGAAAUAAUUGGAUUGCGCCGCGACCUCAAUUUGUCCAGGGUCCAUCCAGUUUCUUGAGUUAUCCGCUGCAAUACCUUAGUUCAGUACGUGCCAGCUCCACCGUCUCCAACUGCGGGCCCCUGGCUUUGGAGAUUCAUCCCUCGCUCGCCUCAAUUUGACUGUUGUCCACUACGAUCAACUUAUUUGGCCGACACACAUUUUUCCAAACUCAUUCUUCUUCUUCUGUCGCAUUCAGCUGCUUGCUUGUGUUUGUUCCCUUGUUGAUACUGGCUUCUGCCUGGCCACACUCGCUUUUCUAUGCUAUUAUAGCAGUCCUUUCGUUUCUCGACCUUCGCUUCCUACCCCUGUCCCUUAUCCUGGGCAUCGCUCCUUAUCGACGAAUAUCCAAAAAAGACUGCGACUUCGUACAUACCUGGCGUUUCGAUACCACAGUCGCCUCGCAGCCGUCGUCGCCAUGCUCAACUCUCGCCGCGCCAUCGUGGCUGCGGUUUUCAUCCUCACUGUUUUCUUCCUAUUGACAAGGUCUCAUACAACAACGCCUGUCGUCCCAGCUGCCAAAGAUGCUGCUGCAACCGCCGUUGACACAAGCAAGAACGAUGUCCCUGCCUCAAACCAAGCCGUGUCACCACCACCCGAACAACAAAAGGAGAUGGAGGUAAAGGAGCGUCGCACGCGGCCUCGCAUUGACAUGUCUGGCAUGUCAAUUUUUGAGAAGCUCGAAUACGCCUAUCCUUACGAUGUUGCGACCAAGUUUCCAGCUUACAUCUGGCAAACGUGGAAGCAAAGCCCUGAUCAAGGUGAUUUUCAGUUCAAGGACCACCAUGCGUCUUGGAGGGAGGAGCACCCUGGCUUUGUCCACGAAGUCAUUACCGACGACGUUGCCGUUAACCUUAUUCGCUUACUCUACGCCACGGUUCCCGAAGUCGUUGAGGCGUACCGAAGCCUCCCCAUGCCUGUUCUGAAGGCCGACUUCUUCCGUUAUCUGAUUCUCUUCGCUCGAGGCGGCAUCUAUUCUGAUAUCGAUACAUAUGCAAUUCAAAGCUCGGUGAAAUGGUUGCCUGAACAGAUUCCUCGCGAUACUAUUGGUCUCGUCAUUGGCAUUGAGGCAGACCCUGAUCGCCCCGACUGGGCUCAGUGGUACAGUCGUCGUAUCCAGUUCUGUCAGUGGACGAUACAGGCCAAACCUGGCCACCCUGUUCUUCGCGAUAUCAUCACGCGCAUUACCAAGAAGACAUUAGAAUUGAAGAAUCAAGGCAAGCUGGAAAAGUUCAUCGACAGAAACGUUGUUGAGUUCACUGGCCCUGCCGUGUGGACAGAUGCUAUCAUGGAAUACUUCAAUGAUCCAAGGUUCUUUGACAUGUCACAAAGCAAGGGCACGAUCGAUUACAAGAACUUUACUGGCAUGGAGACGAGUAAGCGAGUGGGAGAUGUGGUUGUGUUGCCCAUCACAAGCUUCUCACCUGGAGUGGGACAGAUGGGUGCAAAGGAGCCCGACGACCCAAUGGCUUUCGUCAAGCACGACUUUGAAGGAACGUGGAAACCUGAGAGCGAGCGCCACAUGGGCGAGCAGCAACAACAAGAGGGACAGCAGGCGGCUCAGGCACCCCAAGCACCCUUGCAAUAACAUUAUAAUCCGAAGCAGAACCACAACCAUAACCACGAUACCUAAUGUUUAGCAACGACUAUGAAGAUUUACUUCUCGAGCCUGUACAUUUCAGCUGCUACUCUUUACUCUUUUCUAAUGACACCCUCGUGUCCGUUUCUGGGCUGGUUUCCGCAUUAGCUGUUGUUCGAGCCAGAGGUCCGUCAAACUCUGGCAGUUGCAUUGCGAUGGAAGAUAUAAAAAGUUUGAGGGGAACGGUACUAGACUCUAUUUUGUGUAUGAAAGAUAUCGCUAGGAAAGUCAUUUUCUGUGCUUUGGGAUAGAUCUGUUUCUUGAUCUUGUUUUUACCGCAUCGUCGCCCACUUGUAGGCAACCAUAUGUCUCGUGGACACUGAAGGAGAAAGGAGUUUCUCAGGAUUGUCGAUUGAAGGAUGAAGCGAACAAGCAUAUACCACGAAACUUCAUACAAAGGUUGAAGAGCCAGAUUUGUUCAAAGC
Messenger RNA from Fusarium verticillioides 7600, 2129 nucleotides. RefSeq names its product alpha 1,6-mannosyltransferase. Bases 484 to 1653 code for a protein of 389 amino acids. Gene Ontology annotation, molecular function: alpha-1,6-mannosyltransferase activity. Gene Ontology annotation, cellular component: mannan polymerase complex. Lineage: Eukaryota; Fungi; Ascomycota; Sordariomycetes; Hypocreales; Nectriaceae. Gene Ontology annotation, biological process: protein N-linked glycosylation. The record is from RefSeq and is a predicted model, not a curated record. The transcript has 2 exons.